Molecule: messenger RNA, 1863 nt
Organism: Thamnophis elegans (Western terrestrial garter snake)
Lineage: Eukaryota; Metazoa; Chordata; Lepidosauria; Squamata; Natricidae
Product: vomeronasal type-2 receptor 26-like
Exons: 3
Coding region: 1-1863 (620 amino acids)
Biological process (GO): G protein-coupled receptor signaling pathway
Cellular component (GO): membrane
Molecular function (GO): G protein-coupled receptor activity
Source: RefSeq, a predicted model, not a curated record
AUGAAUGACAAAUCCCAGGGAGUUUUUCUUCAUCAGCUAUUCCCAAAUCUUGACCAUCAAUAUAAGGGGAUUCUCCAGCUAUUGUUGCAUUUCAAGUGGAUAUGGAUUGGUGUUAUAUAUAUCAAUGAUGACAUUGGUGAGAGCUCUGUGGAUAGCAUACUAUCCAUUUUUGCUCAGGAAGAUAUCUGCUUUGAUUUUGUAGAAACCUUUCCACAAAUAAGUUUUUCCUCAGAAAUCAACUCCAUUGCAUUGGAAGGACUGAAGACAAUAAGCAUUGUUAUGGAAAGGACAGCCAAGGUAGUACUUGUACUGGGUGAAAUUCAAAGUAUUAUGGUUUUAAGAAUUAUGCUUCAGUUCUCCAAAUUCCAUGAAAUAUCAAUGAAAGCCAAAGUAUGGAUUUUCACCGCCCAAACAGACUUCACAUCCCUUCCACUGCUACGGGGCUGGAAUGUGGACUUCAUCCAUGGGGCUCUCUCCUUUGCAGUUCACACCAAGGAUGUUUUUGGCUUCCAUCAGUUCCUUCGAUUGAGAAAACUUCCACCAGAAAAAGAAGACGGUUUCUUCAGAGACUUCUGGGAAGAGGCAUUCCAGUGCUCUUUCUCUCAUUCCAAUGCAGAAGCAAAGUCAGGGGAACUCUGCACCAGAGAGGAGAAGUUAGAAACUCUCCCUGGGUCUGUUUUUGAAAUGAGCAUGACCAGCCACAGCUACAGCCUCUAUAAUGCUGUUCAUGUAGUGGCAGAAGCCUUGAAUACUAUGCAUUCCUGGACAGUGAACAAAAGAGCAAUCCAGAGAAGAGGAAGAAAAGAGCUUCUCAAUCAACAACCAUGGGAGAUUCAGCCUAUUUCUCUGUGUAAUGGCAAUUGCCAUUCUGGUUAUAGUAAAACCAAGAUUGAGGGGAAGCCCUUUUGCUGCUAUGACUGUCAUUUAUGUCCCGAAGGAAAGAUUUCAAACCAAAAUGAUAUGGAAGACUGUUUUCAAUGUCCAAAAGAUCAGUAUCCCAAUGUGAAUCGGAAUCUGUGCCUUCUAAAAGGGAUCAGCUUCCUCUCAUUUGAAGAACCUUUGGGAAUUACCCUCACUCUUUUUGGCCUAUUGUUUUCUUUCCUCACAGCUUUGGUGCUUUACAUCUUCAUUAAGCACCAGGAGACUCCCAUUGUCAAAGCCAACAACCGGAACCUCAGCUACAUUCUUCUCAUUUCCCUUUUGUUUUGUUUCCUUUCCACUUUGCUUUUCAUUGGACAGCCCACAAAGCUGAUGUGUCUCCUUCGACAAACAACCUUUGGCAUCAUCUUCUCAAUAGCCAUUUCUUCGGUUUUGGCCAAGACCAUCAUUGUGGUCCUUGCCUUCAUGGCAACCACACCAGGGGGUGGGAUGAGAAAAUGGAGGUCUGGAAAGCACAUGGCCAGCUCCAUUGUCCUCUCCUGCUCUUUUAUUCAAGCUUUGAUUUACACUGUGUGGUUGGUAACUGCUCCUCCCUUUCCAGAUGUUGACAUGCACUCCCUGAUGGAAGAAAUUAUCCUGGAAUGUAAAGAAGGUUCUAUCACCAUGUUUUAUGCUGUCCUGGGCUUCCUGGGCUUCCUGGCUACCAUCAGCUUCACGGUGGCCUACCUGGCCAGGAAUUUGCCUGACAGUUUCAAUGAAGCCAAGUUUAUCACCUUCAGCAUGUUGGUCUUCUGCAGUGUCUGGGUGUCUUUUGUUCCAACUUAUUUAAGCACAAAGGGCAAAUACAUGGUGGCCGUGGAGAUUUUUUCCAUCUUGGCCUCCAGUGCUGGUUUAUUGCUCUGCAUAUUUUCCCCUAAAUGCUAUAUCAUUAUAGUGAGGCCUGAACUGAAUAACAAGGAACAACUAAGAAGACGAAAGGCAUAG